UAGUAUGAAAGAUCGGUAUCAUCAUCAACAAUGUCGGGAGCACAAGGAGCAGAGCCGAUGGGGUCAAGAACGGCGACAACUUAUGAGUCGGUGGAAGGAGGACAGAACAAGACUAAGCUUGAUAUAAUUAAGGAAAACAGCAGAAAUGUCAAGAACAUGAACAGGCUUGGAGGGAAUGAUAUUGGAAGUGUGAAUAAAGGUAAACAAAUAACAGAGGUUGUGAAGACUGUAGGAGAUGCUUGGGAACGUCUUCCCGUGUUGCAGAACUUGAGGUCCAAAGGGUUUUCGACGCUUACUUGUAUGGUUAAAAACUGUGGACCUCAGAUUUUGAACUGUCUUUUGGAUCCGAAUUGUCGAAAAGCUCUUCAGUGUUUGAACCAAUGUAGUCCUGUUGAUCAGAAACACAAUUGUUUAGAACUGGAUGCAAAGAUCCCUGAGAAGCCUUAUGUGCCUCCCAUGACGAGUUUUCGAAGGAAGGAGUUAUGUCAUGAUACAGCGGAAGACUUGUUUGUUGGAUGGUUAGGGGAAUUGGAUUGGAGCCGGCGUGACGUGGCUGGACAAAACCCGGCUUAUGAUCAGUUUCAAUGGAAGCUAGUGUGGAGAAGGAGGAGAUACUUGGUUAAGAGAGGAAAGAUCCCUGCAACCUUUCGUUUCAGCGUUUUGGACAAUGGUGUGGUGUCAAAUGAGUUUUGGAUUAUUGUUGAUGUAUCGGAUGAUCUAAGUUGGGGACUGUUCCAUUACAAUGGAGCGGCUCGUGUUGUAGGACAGUCUUACACCGGAGGCUGUGCUCGUGACACCGGAUGGUUCCUACCCGGCAGAGAAGGAAAAGGAGAGAUUGAAGUCUGCAUUGGAGAAAUGUGGGAUUAAGGAGUGGGAACUCUUUGCUGUUGACAAUUGUUCUUGCGAAAAUCCGCCAUUGGGGAUGCCACAAGACUCUAGACUACAUUCGAGAAUCAGUAUCAUAACCAGACUCGGAAGAAAAAUUCAACUAAUUU
Messenger RNA from Arabidopsis arenosa, 995 nucleotides. NCBI's taxonomy places the organism in Eukaryota, Viridiplantae, Streptophyta, Magnoliopsida, Brassicales, Brassicaceae. The record is from the annotation of a GenBank genome assembly.